AUGAAUGCCCCUCCAGCGCUCGGGUAUCCGCCCGGCGUGUCGCUGGCGACAGCAAACCAAAACUCUCCUACAGCUGCCAGUUUUGGCUCCAAUAAUCCUUUCAGAAACCGUGCUCUAUCCCCUGCUACAACUGGAUCAGGUGCAAGUGCUCGUCCAGAACGCCCUAGAUCGACCAAUCCGUUCCUAGACGACACAGACGCUCUAUCGCCGCAAUCUGCCCCUGGGAUGUCUACGGGUGGCACCAUGUUUUCACCAACCGAACGCUCUGACGCGACCAGUCAUACACGGGAUCUUUUUGAGAACCUUUCUAUCAAACCCACCGCCACAGUGGCAGCAGUUCCCGCACCUGCCCCCGUACCUCAAUCAAACAGCCGUGCACCAUUCCCUGACUCCCGUAACUCGGCCAGUCGCCCUCGUCCUCAGGACCGCACAUCUGGACGACGUGAAUCAUCUGGACGACAUGAGUCCAAGGCGAAGGAUCCUCUCAACAUCUUCGCAGACCCACCCAGUCUAUCCAAGGCAUCCACCAUGGGUCCCUCGGGCAAAUCCUCUUCUCGCCGACCCCGUCGAAACUCAGAGUCCUCCGUGAUGGACCGGGCAUCGAAACUGUUUGACGAUGAGGAUGAGAAGCGCCGACGAGAGCGACGCCGUGAACGUGAGCGUCGAGAUGGCAAGCCCCGUUCUUCUCGUAAGGACCGUCGUUUGGAUAUUAUCGAUAAGUUGGACGUUACAAGCAUCUACGGUACUGGCAUGUUCCAUCACGAUGGUCCGUUCGAUGCAUGCAACCCCCACCGCAAUCGUAAGGGCGUGCGAACUGCGCCCAUGCAGGCUUUCCCCAAGAACUCAAGCAACAUGGCUCUGGGUGGAUCAGGCCCCAACAAUUCCAACAUUGAUCUGAACCAAUUCCACGGCAGAUCAGUCGAAGGUUACAACGAUUUCAACACCGGUCUUCAACGCACCCAGGAAACUGUCAGCUUCGAUGCCAAAGCCAACUUGGAUCCUGUUCAUGGUUCAGAGAGUAUGGGUCUUGGUACAAGUACCUUCCUGGAUGGUGCCCCUGCUAGUCGGUCUGCCAUUGCAAAACAUGAGGUCGAGGCUGAAAACCAACUGAACGCAAACGGUGGUCUUCAGCGCAAGAAGAGUUUGGCACAGCGACUUCGCGGGCGAAGCGGCACUGGUCGAAUUGCUCCCGGUCGAGUUGGAUCCCCUGGAGAGCCACCUCUGUCACCUCCACAGCAAGGCUCAAGCCACUCAGCGACGUCUCGUGGUAAUGAGCGGAACCCAUUCUUCCAGGACUAUGAUGAGGAGUGGGACAAGAAGGGAUCACGCAUUGCGGAAGCGCGUCUGGAAAGCGGCGGGCGAUACCGAUCAUCUAGUAGCCCCAAGCAGCCCACUGGCUUGGAGCGCAAGAGCACCAACGAACGGGCCUACGAAGAUCAGCAGAAACUCAAUGCCGGUGGUGGUGGCUUUUUGAACCGAAUGAAGAGCUUGCGCAAGCCGCGCCCGGAGCGUCGUACUAGCGAUUAA
This is a messenger RNA of Penicillium malachiteum, 1527 nucleotides long. RefSeq names its product Pal1 family protein. Lineage: Eukaryota; Fungi; Ascomycota; Eurotiomycetes; Eurotiales; Aspergillaceae. The transcript is spliced from 4 exons. The record is from RefSeq and is a predicted model, not a curated record. Bases 1 to 1527 code for a protein of 508 amino acids. Gene Ontology annotation, cellular component: cytoplasm.